Messenger RNA from Apus apus (common swift), 2457 nucleotides. It is a transcript of the gene DHCR7, whose product is annotated as 7-dehydrocholesterol reductase. The record is from RefSeq and is a predicted model, not a curated record. Gene Ontology annotation, molecular function: 7-dehydrocholesterol reductase activity. Lineage: Eukaryota; Metazoa; Chordata; Aves; Apodiformes; Apodidae. Gene Ontology annotation, cellular component: endoplasmic reticulum membrane. Gene Ontology annotation, biological process: brassinosteroid biosynthetic process; cholesterol biosynthetic process. The coding region runs from base 189 to 1616 and encodes 475 amino acids. The transcript has 8 exons.
ACUUCCCCGCGUUGCUUGUACCUUGGGUUCGGGGCUUCGACACCAAAGGGGAAGAGCUCCCCGGCGAAUGGUGUGGCUGGUGUGGUUCUUCCCUGGACGCGCCGUGUCCAUCCCUCAGCCCUCAAGCCUGCGCUGGCUUCUCUGGGAACUCUGGAGUUCCCUCUGCACCUGAUACUUGAGCUGACAUCAUGGCAGCCCAUCAGGAGAAAAAACCUUCUGAAGAAAGAAAACGCAAAAGCGCCCAAAAUGGGACUCAGACAUCUCAAGCCCAGUGGGGAAGAGCCUGGGAGGUGGACUGGUUUUCCUUGGCAAGCAUCCUUUUCCUGCUCAUGUUUGCACCACUUAUUGUUUAUUACUUCAUAAUGUCCUGUGACCAGUACCAGUGCUCUCUGACUGAUCCACUCAUUGACUUGCUCACGGGUAAUAAACAUCUGUCUGACAUCUGGAACAAGACUCCUGCACUGACUUAUAGAGCUGCUGGCAUCUAUACUCUUUGGGUCACUUUCCAGGUGUUUUUGUAUGUGUUCGUUCCUGACUUCUGCCAUAAAUUCCUUCCUGGAUACGUAGGAGGUGUGCAAGAAGGUGCUGUCACCCCUGCUGGUGCAGUGAAUAAGUAUGAAAUCAAUGGACUUCAGGCUUGGAUCAUUACCCAUGUGCUUUGGUUUGCAAAUGCCUAUUACUUCCACUGGUUCUCACCCACCAUCAUUUUUGACAACUGGAUUCCUCUCCUGUGGUGUGCCAAUAUCCUGGGAUAUGCAGUUUCCACGUUUGCAAUGAUUAAAGGCUACUUUUUCCCCACCAAUGCCAAAGACUGCAAAUUCACUGGCAACUUCUUUUAUGACUACAUGAUGGGCAUUGAAUUUAACCCUCGAAUAGGAGAGUGGUUUGAUUUCAAGCUCUUCUUCAAUGGGCGUCCUGGUAUUGUAGCCUGGACUCUAAUUAACCUGUCUUAUGCUGCUAAACAACAGGAGCUGUAUGGCCAAGUAACCAACUCCAUGAUCCUUGUCAAUGUCCUUCAGGGUAUUUAUGUUUUGGACUUCUUUUGGAAUGAAGCCUGGUACUUGAAAACCAUUGAUAUCUGCCAUGAUCAUUUUGGAUGGUACUUGGGUUGGGGAGACUGUGUUUGGUUGCCUUACCUCUAUACUUUGCAGGGUUUGUAUUUGGUGUACCACCCUGUCCAGCUGUGCACGGCUAAUGCCAUAGGGGUCUUGAUGUUGGGCUUGAUUGGCUAUUACAUCUUCAGAACCACCAACCACCAGAAGGACCUUUUCCGUCGCACGAAUGGGAACUGCAAGAUUUGGGGCAAGAAACCCGAGUAUAUCGAGUGCUCCUACAUGUCUGCGGAUGGCACCAAGUACCACAGCAAACUGAUGACCUCGGGGUUCUGGGGGUGGGCACGCCACUUCAACUACACGGGAGAUUUGAUGGGCUCCCUGGCCUAUUGCCUGGCUUGUGGGUUUGAGCACAUCUUGCCUUAUUUCUACAUUGUUUAUAUGACCAUCCUGCUCACCCACCGCUGCCUUCGGGACGAGCACCGGUGCUCCAGCAAGUACGGGAAGGACUGGAAGCGCUACACUGCUGCUGUGCCUUCCCGCCUCCUCCCGGGGAUGUUUUAAGGCUAACACAGAAUCCCAAGGGGAAGAAGGGAGAAAAAAAAAAAAAAAAGAAACUUUUGGUUUUUGGAGGUGAAGAGAGUUUAUCCCCAUUGCUAAACUAUCCACAAGAAGGACGCUUGUGCUGUUCUGAAGGAAAAAAGGUGGCUGGGCGAAAGUCCUUGAUGUACUGAAGGAACACACAGGCAGACUGUUUGAAGUGAAUUAAAUGAAGCACUGGAAUGUCCCUGUUUUUUAGAAGAUUCUUUUAUCUAGGCUUUUUAUUUUCCCCCUGCUCUCUCAAAAUUAACUAGGAGUCGAAAAAAAGUUGCAUAUAUUGAGACUCCUGAGAUCUCCCAAAGUUGGAAGGAGGCUUUACUCUUCAGAGUACCACAGUUCUGGAAGUAGUUUCCAGUGACUCGGGAGAGGAGGGAAAUAGAUGUGUGAUCUGUUUAUAUAAGCAAGGUGUGGUUGCUUGUGACAGGCAUAACCUACAGUCAGUAACUCCCCAAAGGAGGUUUUAUUGUUUGUUGCUUUUCAGGAGGUUAACUGGGGAAAUACUGAACUGGGAACCUGACCCCACACUAGUGUGUGGGAAGAUUGUUAUAAUCUGAUACAAAUGUUUAUGAAAGCUGGUGUAAAUUAGUAUAGCUUAAAAGUUACAUUAGUUUACAGCACCUGACAACAUGGUAUGUGACCAAGUAGUAUUAUUCUGAUACUGAAACCAAACCUGCAUUGGGAAGAUACUGAGCAUAUCUUGAUUUUUUUCAGUGUGGAUAGAAAGUUUGGUUUUUGUAUUAUUUGUAUAAAAUCAUGUUUGUAAAAAUUUAAGAAAUAAAUUCUUGCUUUCAAAACCAGUAAAAAA